Colletotrichum costaricense is the source of this 1983-nucleotide messenger RNA. RefSeq lists its product as uncharacterized. The record is from RefSeq and is a predicted model, not a curated record. Gene Ontology annotation, cellular component: cytosol. NCBI's taxonomy places the organism in Eukaryota, Fungi, Ascomycota, Sordariomycetes, Glomerellales, Glomerellaceae. The transcript is spliced from 7 exons. The coding region runs from base 1 to 1983 and encodes 660 amino acids.
AUGGAAGCGUCACCGCUGACCCGUCAGGCCCCGCCCGAGGUCUUCAAGCCCAAGAUCGUACAGCUGUACGAGUCGUUGUUCAAGGUGUGUGUUCUCUUCGAUCCUUAUACCCACGAACCCCGAGCUUCCCCCAUUGCGCCUGGCCGAGCAUUCCCCCUUGACGAUCUUCAACUUCCGGACCGCAUGGCCGACGCCGAAGAUGACGCAGAACGUUCCGAGGGCUUCUGGCGCGAGUUCUUCCUCCUGCGGCCCGACCGCCCCGCCCUGAAGCGAAUUCUCGAUGGUCUCGGGCCGGCGGACAUGCUUGCGUUGGAGGAGCAUACAAGGGAGCUUUUCGCGCGCGCUGUCACUGCUAUGAAGAGUGGACAGGGUGUCGCAGAUCUGCAUGCGCUUGACACUCUAAGCGUGUUCCUCUGCUCGGCUCUUUCGAAAAAGUAUGCGCACCCUAGCUCGGAUAUUAUUAUCGUCUUGGCUGGGAUCGAUUAUGUCGAUACGAUCUUUACGGACUUUGUGGGCGCUGUGGACCAGAUCAUUAGGAGUGGGAAGAGCUUGGAAUUGCGACAAAAGGCUGUCGAGGUUGUCCUGGCUGUGACGGCGGGCGCAUACCAGACAAGCCUCUUAACAUACUUCAUCCAGAGGGACCUCUUCCCCUCAGUAAUGAAGUUUAUACAAGACACCGACACAACGGAGCGCAUCCUCAGCCCCUUUUCCCUCCUCGGCCUCUUGGCGAACUACAACAAAUUUGAGUUCCAGAACCCCUACCAGAUGCGACUAAACGACUUUGUCAACGAGGCGACAAUCAAGAAGAUCAUUCGGUGUAUCGGCCAGACGUGCGAGAGCUUGACUACACAAUUCGUGGAUGUGCAGGACGACUUGCCCGAGGGGUGGACGUUCAACGGCACGCUGCGUAUGAUUGGCCUCGGCGCGGUUGCGAGGGGCCCCAAGCCGGAAAAGAAGCCCGUCUACGAUGCCGAGACCAUGAAGCAGAUGUUUACGAAGCUACCCGGUGAGGAAGCAGCCGUGUUGCUAGCAACCUAUGACUUUACACACGCCAACAAGCUAUUCUGCUUCAACCUCGCCACCCUGCCUGCCGAAAAGGGCGAAGAACAGCCAUUGGCGGCCUUCACAUCACUCACCUCCUACCUACUCCAGCACGCCCAUCUCUCCGAACGCACGACACACUACUCGCAUCUCAACCUCAUGGUCUUCCGCCUACUAAUCGAGGAUCCCGUACUAUGCAAGCGGAUAUGCAGCGAAGAGUCCAAGGGACAAGUCCGUCUGUGUCGCCAGAGGCAACCGUUCCUCCCGCUGGUCAGAGGGGACCGGAUUCUGGCGACGGCCGUGCUGGAUACCAUGGUCGACGGCAUAACACACAACCUGCGGAGGAGGCUGGACGUCGGACUCUACACACUCUGCGUCGGAAUCCUGUUGCGGGUGAUUUCCUAUCUCUCGAGGUCACGGACACGACUGACAUAUCACUGGGCGGAUCUCUUCCGCGCGUUGCUGAACCUCAUUCGGUUCCUUACACAAUACGUCGCGGACCUGAAGGACCUUUCGCAAAUCGACCUCCUGCUAGACAACGUCGUCAACCUCGUGGCGCUCUCGCUGUCGGCUGGCGAAGGAUUCCUGCCGUCGCCAGCGGCAUACGAUGAUCUAUUCUACAAGGUCGUCGAGGCUGGCGACACGCUGACCAAGUUCAAGGAGAGCUAUCAACUCGGCAAGCGGCCGAGCAACUCGAUAGACACGCUCAUUAGCGUGAGCACGCACUACAAGGAGCUGCUGGCGGAGGGCGGCAAGAAGAAGGGGAACCUGACAAGCAUGCAGGUGACAGAGGUGAUUAAGCAAGGGUACGAGACGCUGAGUAUACAGGCGAAAGAGGGACUUGAUACGUGGGAUCGGUACCGGGAGGCGGAUGAGAGGACGUUGUUGAAGAAGAUGGCGAGGGCGGCUGUUGCUGAUGUGAGAGGGUUGGUGGAGCGGUGA